CUUCGGAUAACUUCGGGCUGUCGAUAACGAGGACGAGGCUGGGAAAUUUUCUUCGCAGGGAUUGAUUUUUACUUUCAAUUUUUCUUUGAAUGAAAUAUCUCUUGGAUUUUACUUAAUCGGACAAAAUGGAUUAGCAUUAACUACCUUGGUUUUGUUGACAAGUUGUCCAGAGUUGGACAGUAGGAGUAUAUAUAUAUACACAUUCUGGUGAUUCCAUCAUGGCAGAUUUUGAUCCUGAAACGUUACUAGAAUGGCUACAGAUGAGUACCGGAGAGGAACGAGAGAUGCAGUUGAUUGCGUUAGAGCAGCUCUGUAUGCUCCUACUAAUGUCAGACAAUGUUGACAGAGUGUUUGAAAGCUGUCCGCCAAGAACAUUUCUUCCUGCACUGUGUCGUAUAUUUCUUGAUGAAAGUGCUCCUGAUAAUGUACUAGAGGUGACUGCACGUGCAAUUACAUAUUACCUAGAUGUAUCAGCAGAGUGCACAAGACGUAUUGUAGCUGUUGAGGGAGCAGUGAAGGCUCUUUGUAACAGACUUACCCUUGUUGAAAUGUCAUCCAGGACCAGCAAAGAUCUUGCUGAACAGUGUAUCAAAGUACUGGAGUUGGUCUGCACGAGAGAAUCUGGAGCCGUGUUUGAGUCAGGUGGUCUCAAUUGUGUGCUCACGUUUAUUUGUGAACAUGGUUCCUACGUUCAUAAAGACACGUUACACUCGUGCAUGUCAGUUGUGUCAAGACUAUGUGGAAAGAUGGAGCCGAAGGACAGCUCUCUACAAGGAUGUGUAAUCUCCCUGUCUGCCUUGCUCAACCAUGAUGACACAUUCGUGAGUGAUGGAGCCUUGAGAUGCUUUGCCUCAUUGGCUGAUAGAUUUACAAGAAAAGGGGAAGACCCGGCCCCACUUGCCACACAUGGACUUAUAGAAGUAUUGUUACAACGUUUACAACAAGCAGGGGAGCCAGGACCGAAUACAUCAGUAUCUAGUACACCAGGAAAGGUGAGUGUCACACCGGAGGUGAAGUCGAGUCCAAGUAUAUCAACUGUGAUAAGUUUAUUACUGACACUGUGUCGAGGUUCACCAACAAUCACACAUGAUCUGUUGAGAUCUGAGCUGCCUCAUGCCAUAGAAUGUGGUCUUAAAGGAGAUGAGAGGUGUUGCCUGGAUACAAUGAGACUGGUAGACCUGUUACUUGUCCUGUUGUUUGAAGGUCGUAGUGCUUUACCUAAAGUUGGGGUAUCAUCUGUCUCAGGUAGAUUACCAGGACUACGUAGAAUGGACAGUCUAGGAGAGAGGUCACAUAGACAACUAAUUGAUUGUAUACGCAGUAAAGACACAGAUGCUUUAAUUGAUGCUGUAGAUAAUGGUUUUGAGGUGAACUUUAUGGAUGAUGUUGGGCAGACUUUACUCAACUGGGCAUCUGCCUUUGGAACUCAGGAAAUGGUUGAGUUUUUGUGUGAGAGAGGAGCAGAUGUGAACAGAGGUUUGAGGUCCUCUUCUCUGCAUUAUGCAGCUUGUUUUGGACGGCCACAGAUUGUGAAAACUUUACUUAGGUAUGGAGCAAACCCUGACCUGCGUGAUGAAGAUGGAAAAACUCCGCUAGAUAAAGCUAGAGAAAGAAGUGAUGAAGGACAUAGAGAAGUUAUACAGAUAUUGCAGUCACCAGGUGAAUGGAUGGUUCCAUUACAAAGGGACAGCACUCCUGUGUCUAUGGAGGAGAAAGAGAAAAAAGAAGAGACACCGAUGGAAGUUGAUGACCCUGCGGAGCCAAAAGGUGACCCAGAGGUGGCGCCACGAUAUGUACAGAGACUAUUACCAGUAUUUACCAAUGUGUUCCAAAGUUCUAUGAUACAAUCUAUACGAAAAUCUAGUUUAUCUCUGUUAAAGAAGAUGGUACAUUAUAUAGAAGGUCCACUAUUAGAGGACUUGUGUAAUCAAAGUGGGUCAUCAGCAGGGGUCAGCUUCGCUACAUCACUGACAGAGGUCCUAGCUAAUGUUCUAGACCAUGAGGAUGACGAUGAUGGUCACCUAACUGCAUUACAAAUCAUACAGGAAGUGAUGAGAAAAGGGGGAACACUCUUCCUGGACAACUUUGCUAGGUUAGGAUUGUUUGGCAAGGUUCUCUCCCUUGCUGGACCACCAGAAGAUGAGGGCGCUGUUGGAAGUAAUGAAAAGGAUGAGGAUGGGAGUGUACAAGAAGAUGCCUCAGAUAUUGUUCAGGGUAAACCAUACCAUUGGAAGGACUGGUGUAUGGUACGGGGUCGAGACUGUCUAUACUUGUGGAGCGAUGCAGCUGCAUUAGAACUUUCUAACGGCAGUAACGGCUGGUUCAGGUUUAUUCUAGACAGUAAACUAGCUACCAUGUACUCUAGUGGAAGCCCUGAAGGUGGAUCAGAUAGUUCAGAGAAUAGAGGAGAGUUUCUAGAGAAGUUACAACGUGCUAAAAGUCAGAUAAAACUUGGUACACCUAGUCAGCCUAUUAUGUCACAUGUGUCGGCAAACAGGAUCCUGGUGGGAAACUGGGCCAUAACGUGUAAGAAGGAAGGAGAGUUACAUAUACAGAAUUCUGAUGGCCAACAUCAAGCUACAAUUUUAAAAGAGGAUUUGGCAGGGUUUGUGUUUGAAUCAAAUCGUGGUACAAAACAUUCCUUCACUGCCGAGACUUCUCUAGGACCAGAGUUCUCAGCAGGCUGGGGUGGUAAAAAGAGCAGGAAGUUCAGGUCAAAAAUUGAUGCUCUCAGAUCAAAGGUAAAGAGUCAAGCUAGAGAGAUUUAUGAUGAGUAUUUCAAGACGGCCGAGUCAACACCUCGCAGUAUUGUAUAUAAGAUGAAGAUGAUUGUUCAAAAACUAGAGGCAGCCUGUGCCAAACAAAUUACUCAAGUCAAGAGUGCGGAUGGUCAUGUAAAUUGGCAGGAGGAAAUGAGACAUGCCCUCGAGGAGCUGGUGGAUCUAUUGAAGGAUGAACAUACUAUAUCAGCUUUUGAACUGUACUCUAGUGGACUUGUACAAACUCUUCUCAAUAUACUUAGUAAUAAUAUAGAAGAACCUAACACAAAAGGCAGCCAGAAAAGAACAAAGGAAAGAAUCAACAUAUUUAGACUUGUGUUCAGAGAUAGAGAAGGGGGAAUGUCACCAGCAGUGUCACUAGUGAGGAAGUUGAUAGCAGUGUUUGAAUCUAUAGAGAAAUUACCUGUAUAUAGUUAUGAUCUGAAUGGGUCUGGAUAUGGUCUACAGAUAUUUACCAGGAAGAUAAGAUUUCAGUUAGAACGUGCACCAGGUGAGACAAGUCUAAUUGACAGAUCUGGUCGUAACCUGAAAAUGGAACCUUUAACUACUGUUGGUUCCCUGGAGAAAUACUUACUUAAAAUGGUUGCUAAGCAAUGGCAUGAUUAUGACAGGGGUACAUUUAACUUUGUGAAGAGAUUGAAGGAAGGUCAGACAGUGACGUUUACACAUCAACAAGACUUUGACCAGAACGGUCUACUCUACUGGAUAGGAACUAAUGGAAAGACUGUACAAGAAUGGAUAAAUCCAGCACAGUAUAACUUGGUUGUGGUAACAUCAUCAGAGGGUAGAAAUUUACCAUAUGGUAAACUAGAGGAUAUCCUUAGUAGAGAAAAUGCUGCACUCAACUGCCAUACCAAUGAUGAUAAGAAAGCCUGGUUUGCAAUAGAUCUAGGUGUGUGGAUUCUACCAUCAAAUUAUACUCUAAGACAUGCUAGAGGAUAUGGCAGGUCAGCUCUUAGAAAUUGGUUGUUGCAAGUUUCUAAAGAUGGUCAGACAUGGACGACGCUGUUGGAUCAUAAAAAUGAUUCAACUCUCAGUGAUCCUGGGUCAACAGGCUCUUGGCCUCUUGUUCCUCCAAAAGAAGAGACCCAGGGUUGGCGUCAUAUUAGGAUUCAACAGAAUGGGAAGAAUGCAAGUGGUCAAACACAUUACCUGUCUCUAUCUGGGUUUGAGAUUUACGGCACUGUUACAGGGGUUUGUGAUGAUUUAGGUAAGGCAGCUAAGGAAGCGGAGGCAGUAUUAAGAAGACAGAGGAGGUAUAUUAGAACACAUGUAUUAAAACAGAUGUCACCUGGUGCCCGGGUUAUUAGAGGCAUGGACUGGAAAUGGAGGGACCAGGAUGGUAACCCACCAGGGGAGGGAACUGUGUCUGGAGAACUUCAUAAUGGUUGGAUCGAUGUAACUUGGGAUUCAGGAGGAUCCAACUCGUACCGUAUGGGAGCUGAGGGCAAAUAUGAUCUACAACUAGCAGCCUCACAUGAUCCUGAAAGAUUGAAACCCCUUCCUAAAGUAGAACAAGGAGCAGUAGGUGGGGUCAAGGUCAAAGUUACCUCGGCUGUUGGUGAUAAAACAAAAAUGAGUGUAUUAACAAGUAGAAAGAGCAGUUCUACACCAAGUCUGAAUGAAGUAAAUGAUAAUAAACCGUCUGUAGCUGCCACGGAACAAGCUGCCUCAGCCGAUAAUCUCACUCAAACUGUCAAAUCUGUUGCUGAGAAUCUAGCCGAGAGCAUGAUGAACCUGGCGACCUCUGACUCGGGGGUAAAGGUCACAUUGCAGACAGUAGAGGAUGAACUUGACUUUGAUAAUAAUAGUUUACAAGAGGAACCCUCCCAGCCCUCGGAACCGACAGUGCUAGUACAUGCCCAGGGAGAUGGUGCCAUAGUGACACAGUCAGAACAUGCCCAGGAACAGGAACUGGCUGGUGUGGAGGUCAAAAAUGAAGGUGCUUCAGCUGAAGCUAAAGCUGAGGUGAAGGUUGUAGAGAGGACAAAUCAAGUAAAUGCCAGUAAGACUGAGGCUCAGACUCGUACUUCACCUACCAACCCAAUGUCUGUUAGUGUACCUAACCUGCCAGCCAGCAUGGAACAGUCUAUGAGUCUACUGGAAACAUUUGCUGCCGUGGCACGUAGAAAUGCUGGCAAUAACAUGUUGAGGAGUAGUAAUCUGGUUAGAUUGUUACCACCUAACUCUCCCAGUGAUUGGACAGAUACCUUAUUGUCGGCUGCCCAGAGUUUUCCAAAUCUGACAACAUCUCUGACAAAUACAUCAAACACUCUGACAACAACACAGACAAUGGCAAAUGUGACUUCAUUAAGUCAGGCUUUGACACGAAGUUUGACAUCAACAUCUAGUGAGAGUGACAAUGAAUUUCUGGAGACUUGUCGUCCAACAUCGCUCCUCACUGACCUCGAAGAUGAUGAUGAAUUACCCGAACCAGAUGAUGAUGAUGAUGAAAAUGAUGAUGAAAAUGAAGAUGAUGAUAUGUAUGAUGAUGUACUUACUGUGGAUGAUGAUGUAGAGUUAAGUAGAGAAAGAAAGAAGACAUGGGAUGAUGAGUUUGUAUUGAAGAGACAGUUCUCAGCUCUAAUACCAGCGUUUGAUCCUCGACCAGGACGUACAAAUGUCAAUCAAACACAAGAUGUGGAGAUACCGCAGCCAGGGUCAGGGGAGACUGCUGUAAAACAAGAGAAGGAACAAUCUGAGCAGCCGAAAAUUGUCCUCUACCUGAAAACACCAAUGUCACUUCCUGGGGUUCUAGAUGAUGAUCUGCCUCUAGUAGAAGACAAUUCAUGUAUAUUUAGAUAUAUUCAACAAUUACUGGUAACUGGCUCAACAGGAAAUAGAAAUGAAAGACUGAAAAGAAUUUGGGAACCAACAUAUACUAUAAUGUAUAGAGAAUUAAAAGAUGGUGAGACAAAGUCUGAAUUAAACAUGAAGGAAUCUACUGGUACUAUACAGAUUCUCAAUGAAUGGGAAACACCAAGAAGUAACGACCCUAUAGCCUGCACUGUAGAUCAUGUCCUCAAAUUGUUACAGAGACUGUAUGCUCUCUCCAUGGAACAGGGCGUUAGCAAUAAUAAAUACGACAAUAUGGAUAUGUCACUUAACAUGAGUGUUGAAGAAUUUGUUAGUAAGAAAGCUACAAACAAAUUGGUUCAGCAGACAAAGGAUCCUCUUGUCCUGGCAAGUAAUGCAUUACCAAGCUGGUGUGAGAGUAUGACAAAAUGGUGUCCCAUGUUGUUUACGUUUGAAACUAGGCAGCUCUACUUUACUUGUACAGCUUUUGGAACUUCAAGGGCAAUAGUGUGGCUUCAAGGUAAGAGAGAUCAGCAUUUAGAACGUCAUCGUGGCCCUGUACCUCGUAGAGAUGAUGGUGGUGAAUACAGAGUAGGACGUCUCAAACAUAAAGAGAAAAUCCCGGGGGAGAGUUUAGAAUGGGAAAUACAGAUGCUGAAGUUCCAUGCACAGAGAAAGUCUGUACUGGAGAUAGAGUUCAAUGGAGAGGAAGGUACUGGACUCGGACCUACUCUAGAGUUCUACGCCCUGGUAGCCGCAGAGUUACAGAAGACUAAUAUUGGCAUGUGGCUAUAUGAUGAUGACUUCCAUGAAGAGAUUGAACGAGAUGUUGAUAUUGGUGAAGGUGUUAAGCCUAGAGGAUUCUAUAUUCAGAGAUCAGGGGGCCUGUUUCCCGCCCCAUGGCCACAAGACUGUGCUGAUCUUGAUAGAAUAGAAAAUUUAUUCCACUUUGUAGGUAUAUUAUUAGCCAAGUGUAUACAAGACAAUCGCCUUAUAGACCUGCCCCUGUCUGUACCAUUCUUAAAGUUAAUGUGUAUGGGUGAAGUUGGCCAUAAUAUAACACAACAGUACACUCUAUCUCUAGCAAAGACCUCCAGUAACAUGACAGAAUCUGUAACUAGUGAAGGUAGUGAGAUAUUUACUGGAGAAGACUUUGAUAAAGAAUUAAUUCUCGAUCCACCAAAGCCUCGUCAUCCGAUGGUACCACCGUGGUACGAGGGAAUACUCUGUGAGGACGACAUGGAUAUUAUAGAUCCACACAGGUCAGGAUUCCUGAAACAAUUACGAGAACUGGCAGCCAAAAAACAGAGGAUAAUGAAAGAUAAGACAAUGUCAGAGGACAAGAAGAAUAUUUGUCUACAAGAACUUGCCCUACCUGAUCCCAGGAUUCCAUCAGCAGGAGUCUUCCUUGAAGAUUUAGGACUAACGUUCCAGUUCAAUCCAUCAUCUAAGAAGUAUGGAUUUACAGCAAUAGACCUCAAACCUGACGGUGAAGAUGAGGAAGUGACACUGCAGAAUGUAGAGGAGUACACUGAUCUAGUUUAUGACCUCUGCCUUAAUUCUGGCUUACGUAGACAGAUGGAUGCAUUCAGAGCUGGAUUUAAUAAAGUUUUCCCCAUGGAAAAGUUGCAUUCAUUCUCACCAACAGAACUAGGAACUAUAUUGUGCGGUGAACAAGCCCCUAAUUGGACGAAGGAAGACAUACUGACUUACACAGACCCUAAACUAGGCUAUACAAAAGAUAGUGCCGUGUUCCAGCGCCUGGUAAAUGUAUUAGUUGACCUAAGUCCGGAUGAGCGUAAAUCUUUCCUGCAAUUUACUACAGGAUGUUCCUCCUUGCCACCAGGGGGCCUUGCCAAUCUUCACCCUCGUCUAACUGUCGUGAGGAAGGUAGAUGGCGACGACAAGAGUUUCCCAUCUGUUAACACUUGUGUACAUUAUCUUAAACUGCCAGAAUAUUCAUCAGAAGAGAUACUGCGUGAGAGACUGUUGGCUGCGACUAGAGAAAAAGGUUUCCAUCUUAAUUGAUGUUGUACAGCAGGAUAGAAUAAUUUUAAGUUCACAACUCGUGUCUUUCUGAGGUGAAAUCAAUGUACCUCU
Molecule: messenger RNA, 7676 nt
Organism: Ruditapes philippinarum (Manila clam)
Lineage: Eukaryota; Metazoa; Mollusca; Bivalvia; Venerida; Veneridae
Product: E3 ubiquitin-protein ligase HECTD1-like
Exons: 43
Coding region: 219-7604 (2461 amino acids)
Biological process (GO): proteasome-mediated ubiquitin-dependent protein catabolic process; anatomical structure development; protein K63-linked ubiquitination
Cellular component (GO): nuclear speck
Molecular function (GO): protein binding; metal ion binding; ubiquitin protein ligase activity
Source: RefSeq, a predicted model, not a curated record